Molecule: messenger RNA, 865 nt
Organism: Diorhabda carinulata
Lineage: Eukaryota; Metazoa; Arthropoda; Insecta; Coleoptera; Chrysomelidae
Exons: 1
Coding region: 124-801 (225 amino acids)
Biological process (GO): inner mitochondrial membrane organization; protein insertion into mitochondrial inner membrane from matrix
Cellular component (GO): mitochondrial inner membrane
Molecular function (GO): ribosome binding
Source: RefSeq, a predicted model, not a curated record
UUUAAUGAACGACGUGUGACAUCAUUAACGACAAUCGCCUCAUGAAAAUGUAAAAUGCACGUUUCCAUUUAACGUAAAAAUUCACCUCCACCGAUCACCAUCCACAAUCAAAAUCGACAAGUGAUGCUAUCACGCAUUAUAACAUCAAUAAUUUUACCGAAAAAUCAAAUAUUCAGAAGAUACGCCAUCGCAAAAGCAAAUAACAUAACCUACAAAUCACAGUUAAGAAAAAUCUACAAAGAAACGAUAAGAACUUAUACGCAACACCCCAAAACCCCCGAUCUCAUUUACAUCCCUCACAUAUUCAGAUGGGUAAAGACGAAAUUUCAAUUUAAAUAUUUACAGAGAACCUGCGAUCCCGAAUUUACCGAAGGGGCUUUCAUAUUCGGUACAUCGAAAGCGGUAUGUCGCAUCACCGAAAUCAUACACGAAGACAGACCCGAAGAACUCGACGAGUUACUCACCCCAUCGGCCAGAUUGAAAUUAAAACAAGACAUGAAAACGAAAUUGACCAAAUUACAAAAAACAAUCAUCAAACUCAAACCGGAAGAUAUUAAAAUAUUAGUGCCGAUUAACGUUAAUUUGCGACACGAAGGGCCGAAUAAAAUAUGCAGGGUGGGAAUGAGGGUUUUGGCGUUGAAAUGGAUGAAGCCGAAUAACGGACCGAUGAGACUCGUACUGGUGGCGAUCCAAACGGAAUUUUCCAGAGAAUAUAAACAGGAAACGGUAACAGAUUGGAAUAUAAGCGCUUUCGACGUACUGGAAUGCGUCGUACUUUCCACGUCGACGACUUACGGAUAAAAUUUUCGAAAUAACUAAAUUUUUUAUUUUUUUUUUUUGUAAAUAAAUAUAUUUGAAAAAAUAA